Messenger RNA from Pocillopora verrucosa, 2702 nucleotides. RefSeq names its product lysine-specific demethylase 8-like. Gene Ontology annotation, cellular component: nucleus. The record is from RefSeq and is a predicted model, not a curated record. Gene Ontology annotation, molecular function: histone H3K36 demethylase activity. NCBI's taxonomy places the organism in Eukaryota, Metazoa, Cnidaria, Anthozoa, Scleractinia, Pocilloporidae.
GGAGCUAGGCUAACAUGUCGGACUUCCCAGCUGAAACCAGUAGCGCUGUAUCAGUGCUCCAGGCGCUUCUCCCGUCAGUUCAGGAUGCUAAAGAUUUAAAGCUUGCACAUAAUCUAUGUCAAUUAUCCAAGUUUGGGGGUGACCCAGUGCUUUUUCUUCUAACUCAAGGGAUACAUGAGUUCUUCUGUGGUAACCUAGACAGUUGUCUGUCAAAUUGUCAAUCUGUGAUUGAUAUCUGUUGGGAGAAAUGUAAUACGGGUCACUGGAGAGAUGUGAAUGUAAUCUGGAGGGAGACAUAUUCAUAUGCAAGUUUGUUCAAGGCUCUUUGUCUCGACGGCGUAGGAAGACAGAUAGAGGCCAUGAAGACUUGUGACAUGGGACUUCUGUUAGGGGCCCCCAUUUUGGACAACAUUUUAACAAGGCUUGCAACUGAAUUUCAGAAAAAUGUUAAGUCAAGUAGUAUCACUGAUCAAGACACAGCAGACAGUACUUUAAGUUGUUAUGAAUCUAAAAUUCAUGCAAAAGGAGAAAAAACAAACUUUUCAGCAGCUGUGAGAUCUAAAGAAAAAAAGAGGUUGAGGGACGACUCAAUGAAUCUUCAGCCUGAAUCUAGUGGAGAUGAACAGUUAUCUACAAGUAUUAAUUCUAUAAAGAAAAGGAAGGGUGUUGCAAAUUUACCCAUAAUUGACAAGAAUUAUGAACUGGGCCAUGUUUGUUGUCCAUCAAUUGAAGCUUUUCUCACAAAUCACAUGCAGAAAGACAAACCAGUAAUUCUUGAAGGAGUAAUGGAUCACUGGCCUGCAAGAACAAAUCAUCAAUGGAGUAUCGAUUAUCUUAAGAACAUCGCUGGUUAUCGCACAGUUCCAGUGGAGCUGGGCUCACGUUAUACAGAUGACACAUGGACACAGAAAUUAAUGACAAUAGGAGAUUUUAUUGACAAUUAUCUCAAUCCAAUUGAAAAUGGACAAGAAUCUGAGAUUGCUUAUUUAGCUCAACACCAAUUGUUUGAUCAGAUCCCAGAGUUAAGAAGAGAUAUCAUUACUCCUGAUUACUGCUACCUUGGAGAAAGUGAUAAUGAGGUUAUCAUUAAUGCCUGGUUUGGACCUAAGGGUACAAUUUCACCCAUGCAUCAUGACCCUUAUCACAAUCUAUUGGCACAAGUGGUUGGAGAGAAAUAUAUACGACUUUAUUCCAAAAGUGAAACAGGGAAGCUUUAUCCUCACAAAUCUACCCUACUGAAUAACACAAGUCAGGUGGAUGUUGAAGUGCCUGAUCUCGUCAAAUUUCCUGAAUUCUCUUCAGCAGUUUAUCAGGAGUGUAUUUUGAAGGAAGGACAGAUGUUGUAUAUCCCCCCGUAUUACUGGCACUAUGUCAGGUCCUUGUCUCUCAGCUUUUCUGUCAGUUUCUGGUGGUCCUGACUGUUGAGCUUUGUCAUACUUUUUAACGCAAUAAAUGGAAUAUACAACCUGAGGAAGCCAUCUUAAGAGUUCUAUCCAGAAAAAGUGAAGAAAUCACGUGGGCAAAGGUCUAUUUGAAUAUUUUCAAUUGUGUGACGAGUACUUUGCGUUAUAAUAUAUUGGUCUAGAAAACUUGCGCCAUCUUCUCAACCAAUUAGAUUUAAAACUCAAACCAUUCGUGACAAAGUUACGCGCCUUUUUCGCGCGCCUCAAAUAGCUUUCUCUUUGUUAUUUCAAAUCGAUUGUUUUCUUGUGAUGUCUUCUUCCUUUUCGAUUGGAUGCUGAGAACAGGACUGAAAACAUUCCUUCCAUGCUUCCUUGGACCGUUUAUGCCACUCCUAGAGAUGAUCUUGGAUACUUCAUUUUCGUUCCCUAUAAUUUGACAAGUUUUUGCCGCCUUUUUUGACUCUUUGGGAUUGAUUUUCUUUUUUCUUGGACGUUUUUCAGUCUUUCAUGAGUGAUUUUCUUCAAGGUGUCGUCGACGUUCUUUUGAGCCAAAAUCUUGAGAUAGCACCUUUCAACACCCUGGAAAAAUCAACAGAGAAGAAAGGUCAAAAUAUCAUUGUUAACCCUCUAACAUCGAACAUCAGUAUGAAUACUCUCCAUGCUGUUUUCUGCUUUCUUAAUGUGCUGAGAACGUAAUUGAAUAUCUUUGACAAUAAGAAGCUUCUCAACUUGGAGAUAAUUUCCUUUAAUCUCGUGUUUUCAACUUUUUUUCAGGGGUGAUAUUGUAAGGAGAAAUUCGAUACUGGUCACUCCUACGGGUCAUAGGGUAAACACGUUAUUUCGUUACGUAAGACGCGAUCUGACCAAUCAUCUUUCCAGAGCUAUUCGUGAAGUAUCCAAAUAACCGUACAAUAUCGCAGGAUAUAAUUUGUACUCUAUUUGCGCGUUAUUUUUACUUUACUUCGUGCAGUUGGAUAAUAAUAAAUGUUUCUUUACUGUUCUGUACUGUACUGUACCUCUAACACUUGUGGAACUGCCGACAAUUCAACCAAUAGUGCUGCAGCCUCACAUUGAACCGCUACGAGUCUAGAUGACAUCAUAAGGUUGUACACGCUCUGUAUGAAACAGCUGACGUUUGGAAUAGUCCGUCGGGAUUUCUGGUGAAAUUAAAACCAAAUUAGAAAUCAGUGACAAAACUCAGGUCAAACAAAGUUUGAAAGAACAUCAUCUUUGCUGUUAUCUGACUUGGCAUGGAGGCAAAUCAAAAUUGUUAAUUUUUCGUGCUAAACAUCGUGAAUU